GUAAAAAACAAAAGCAGAAUAAAAACCCAGUAAUUAUGCAAUAAAACAUUCAGUGGAAUUUGGCUAGUUUUCAUACCGAAUAAAGAAUGUUUCAAGGGCCUGAUUAUACUCGGAAUGUGUCAAUGAGACUGUCAGAAAUUCUUGCUGACAUUGGCGUGAAUGAGAGAAUAGUGUUAAAGAGAAGAAGAGCCUUGCUGCUGAUAGAAUCUUUGAGCCAUACGUCACAACAAUUACAAGAUUGGAAUAUUUUUAUAUAUAAAUUAGGAAGUCAGUCUGAAGGGACAACAACACUAGGACUUAACUCAGACAGUGACAGUCUUUAUUGUAAUAACGACUUCAGUGUUAUAAAAGACUGGAGCGGUUGGGAGCCUGGUGUAUGCAGUCUGUUAAUGAUCCAGGAUGAGAUGGUUUCGCCUGGCUAUUGCCUACUACAAUGCCUAAGAAAUGACUCUCCUCAUCCAUACAAUAAUGUACGUAAUCACUUUCACUUCAAAGACAGAAAAGGAAGAAUACUGAUGAAGAACACAAUCAUACCUGCUUCAACAGCUAAUGUAGGAGGAGUAAGACAUGGUCCAGCACAGGCACUUCAAGGGAGACCAGGGCUUACUGAUGACGACCUUGUUGCUGCUUUCCCUUGUAAAACUCCUCUACAAACUUUGCGAGGGUUAGACUGGCCUGGUGUAGGUCAAUGGCCUUCAAAUAACAUGAGGAGAUAUUGCAACAAUUCUAGAUGUUUUGUAGUUGCUGUUGGAAGCAAGGACAGUGAAAUAGAGGAGCUAGAAUGGAGAAUAUCAACACCUCUAGCAGAACGGUGUUUAAUUUUCAAUCUCAAUAUCACACAGAUUCGGUGCUUCAUAUUGAUGAAGAUGAUAUUAAAAACCUACUUCAAGCCACAAUUCGGAGAUACUGUUUCAAGUUUCAUGUGUAAAACAGUGCUGUUCCAUUGUAUUGCAAAUACUCAUUCUAACAUAUGGAGAGAAUAUAACUUACUUGUUUGUCUGUCAUUGUGUUUUUGUAGCCUGUACAAUAGUAUUUUAAAUGAAAAUUGUCCCCAUUUUUUCAUACCUGAAAACAACUUGAUGAGAGGGCACAUUCCUCAUGAGUUUAAACCUCACAUUCUUGACAUAUUGCAGCACAUUAUAAACAGUAAAGGAACGGCAUUACUGAGGAUUGAGUGUGUUAAAAUUGGCACGAGGCUUCAGUUUAAGUUGAAUGGAAUGUUAUCAUUGCAAUUGAGUGAUAUUGUUUCAGGACAUUUGAUAAAACUGAGUGCAGAGUCCUUUCAUACGGAAAUAUGGCAUUGUCUAAAGCAUUAUAGAAACAGUAGUUAUCAAGUAGUUAUAGGAGCACUGCUGAAGCAAAUUUUGAAACUAGUCAUUAUUUCUAAUCAAGGUCAUGGAUUAGACAAACUGUCAUGCUGCCUCCUUGCACCACCGUUCUGUACAGCACCAGGAUCUGUCCUAGCCUCCCUCAGCAUUCAACAGUAUAAUUGUAUUUCAGCUGAAGCUCUCACCUGGAUCUCGAUGGGCCUAAACGCAGAUGUUGCAUCUGGUAAACUGAAGCUAGCAUCAAUGUUUUACUGUUUUAGGGAUGCUCAAAGAACUGAAAUUGUUCUCGGGGAUGUUGAAGGAAGCUAUGACCUACACUGUGUUGAGUCUAUUUGUGGUUGUCAUUCUUUCGCUAAGAUAUUAAAAAGAGGAUUCAAUGCAAUUGCUGACAAUCAUAAAGAAGAGGCUAUCCAGCAUAUUGCAGCAUUCUGUGUUAGAUAUUUGCAAUGUGAAAUAAACUGUGUUCCACAUGAACUACAGUAUGAAUUCUUUAGAUCUAUAGAAGAGGAGCUUGUUCUCAGAAGUGAUGAAGAAGACUGGAACUGGAUGGACUGCGCUGUGGUAGAUUCUCUCCCUUACAUGUACUUUCUACAAUACAAGACCUAUGGCUAUCUUGGGAGACAAGAUGAUAAGAAAACUGCACUCUCCAACCUCGUCAAAACCAUUGACCAGGAACCAAACCUUCGACACAGGGAAACAGCCUUAAACCUACUUGGACAAUGUAUGGAGGAAGAGGACCGGGCAGUCGAUGCUUUACGUUGUUAUUCAAUCUCCCUGGACAAGAGGGGGGAAAACAAUGCAGCUAAAAUUCACCUUUGUAGACUUCUUUCUAAAAUUGCAAACAACUGAUUACUCAUUUAAAUUAUUGGGGGGACUAACUUUAGUGGAUUUCGUUGUAGUGUCAAUUCAUAAACUUAAAUCUCAGUGAAGCAAACUUCCUUUUGAUGUAAUCUUGAAAUCCGAUAAGAAGUAAUUGCUCUCGGCAAAACCACCAUAUUAUAAGUGAAAUUAAAUGAUUUUGAAAAGAAGAAAUAAAUUAGUACACAAUAUCGAACAUUUUGAUACCAAACUCAACUGGUAGGAGAAAAAUCUGGACAGAGAUAAACCAGCACAUUUGUAUAAAGCAAAUAUGACGUUGCUUAAUUAAAACCAAAACUAUUUCAUCCAAUGCAAUAACAAUGUCAGAAGGGAUAAUUUUUACUGCGUUUGUCUCUGGGUUGCGGAUCAAGCAGUUACCGGUGGGGUCUGGUAAAACACAUAAUUCAUCUUAUAACAAUAUCAAAAUUUCAAGAAUAAAGUAUCAAGAAAAUUCUACCAGACUGUUUUUAAAAUUGAUUCAGCUCUGGUACAACAUUUAUGAUGCAAUUUUUAUCUAGACAUACCGAGGUCACAUUAUUGAGUCGGGGUAGAAAAAAACAUUUUGAUAAUGGAAUGUAAAGUUCUAACUAAAACGUUUGUGCAAACAUAGUCUCACAUAUCAUAACAAUCAAAAAUCUAAACAUACAUUUUAUAUGUAUUGCCCAUCAAUACAAAGUGCCUUCACCAGGAUGGGGUUAAUUAUCUAAAAUGCAGUAUGAGCUAUGACAUUAUGUAAAUACAAUAUUAUGCUUUCAUACAAUUUUUAUAAUGUUCUAUAUAUUUCAUAUGUCUAGAUUUGCAAAUCUGAAAAAUUGCUGUUGUUAAUUACUUUUAAAUAUUCAUUGAUUAAUAUAUAACAUCUUAGUUGUGAUAAGAAAUAUUUAUAACUGGGUUGUAAAAUUAAAUUACAUGUAUUACUACAAAUGUAUUUUUAACUAACCCUUCAAAUGAAAUUGCCUUCAGAUGAAUGUCAGAAUAUCAUAUAUAUUAAAACAUAUAAAUAAACUUGAGUAUAAAUACUCAUAAAACAAUAUUAUUUGUAAUACAGGUCCUGUACCACUCAUGUAAGAACCUAUUUCAUCAUUUGACCCAGUGGUCCAGUUUCUGACCUGACAUAACCAAGUUUCUAACUUGACCUAAGUUUUAUCAAGACAAACACUUUCACAGGAUAGAAUAUACAGCAUCUAUUUAAAUUGUAAAUGAAACUAGUUGCUGUUGUGCCUGUUAUUGGAACACCUUAAACACGAGUUUGACUGUAGUGAAGUUUUCUUGUUAAAACUAGAGCUAUCACUAAAGGAGAGUAAUACCCACAGACACAGCUUUGAUUCAGGGAAAGUAAAAAUGUUAUGACUUCUGACCUUCAAGUUUCAAAUGUUACCUUGACCUUGACUCUAAUGACCUGGGCUGUCUGUUCUGCGCGGUAUCUUGAUAAUGUUAACAACUGAUGCUAUGUGUAUGAAAAAACAAGAUAUGGAGAAAACAUAAAGAUAAGCUAUUUGACCUUUAUCAUCCAAGGAUGACCUUGACCUUUAACCUCCAAGUAUGACCUUAGACGUAAAGACUUGGGUAAUAUUCCCUCUGUACAUCCUCUUGAUAAGGUUAAUGAUUCUAGUUUUAUGACCAUCUUCCCAUUGGUUAAGAAGAUACGCAGCAGACUUGACGGUCGGACCAAUGGACAAACGUGACUCAGUAUAACCCCCAUAUAUUUUGUAUCGAGGGAUUAAUAAACAAGAGCUGUCACAGGAGACAGCGCACGCGACUAUUUCGAUGCUGGAUAG
Messenger RNA from Mercenaria mercenaria, 3964 nucleotides. RefSeq lists its product as uncharacterized. The record is from RefSeq and is a predicted model, not a curated record. The transcript has 2 exons. The coding region runs from base 87 to 2177 and encodes 696 amino acids. Lineage: Eukaryota; Metazoa; Mollusca; Bivalvia; Venerida; Veneridae.